AUGGAACUUCUUUGCUUCGAGGACAAAGUCGUGAGAGCCCAAAUUGACCCCAACAUUCUCUAUGACGACAGAGUAUUGCAAAGUCUGCUAACCAUUGAAGACAGGUUUCUACCGCAAUGUUCGUAUUUUAAAUGUGUCCAGAAGGACAUUCAGCCACACAUGAGGCGAAUGGUUGCAGGAUGGAUGCACGAGGUUUGUGAGCGUUUUUAGCCUACAUGUGCAUUGAUCAGGUAUAUUGCUGCUUGAAGGCAUGUGUGCAUUGGUCAGGUAUAUUGUUUGAAGUCAUUUACUUCCCUCACUCUAAUAAGUGUGCCUUGUAUAAUACGAUUUGAUUUCUCUAAUCCAAAUAACAACAGGGGUGUGUGUGCGUUUUUGUGUAAGCAUGUUGCAAGUUGCUCAUAGGCGCAUGUUCUAAUAACUCUGUAAUAAGGUUGUGUAUUUAUUCAGAUGGUUUAUUAAAGUUUCAUAGCAUGGUUGUUUUGAGAGCUGACAUGCAUGUCGUGUAGCCGAAUUUUUACAAUUUAAUUCACUGAGAAAUGACCCAUGCAAUGCGUUGUGGUGCUUCGGAAGUUCCACCAGGCUAGCUAAAGUCAUCACCAUGCAUUUAAGUUCGCGGAAUGUCAACAUCUUGGAUUGUAUUGGUUAUGGAAUCAGUCAAAUGAAAGAAGACAUUCUAAGCUUCAUUUUCAUGUUGAAUCUAUCCAAUUCGAACGUUCUGAAUAAUUAUGACCAUUUUUGGAAAAUAUUAUUUCCAGUUCUUGCUGCCUCAAAACAGCAAGCACGCACAGGCUACUUUCGUUUUUUGCAAUUAUAAACCUUUAUCGAAGACAAAUUAUUCUCACAAUUUUCGGGAAUGGUUUAGGAAUGGCUUAUGAACAUUACGCAUACAAUUUCCCUGCUGUAGCUAAUUUAUUUAUAUUAGUAAUUAUUUUUUGAAAAUAUGUCGGACAUGGCGAAAUGAGCAGCGUGGGUGUUUGGCUCAUGACUUCCGCUACAGGCUAUAAUGAAUGAGAGCCUUUUGAUAUACUUUGAUAUUUAAGCUUUUAAUGCGGAUCCACUGACUGAAUAUCGACAACAUAGAUCACAUUUGGUUUUCCCAUCAUGCACAUUUUGAAAUUCGAUAUUUUCUUGUUUCUGCAGACAUUAAUGUAAAUAUUGAUAUAAUAAUAAAAAUAGUAGGCCUAAUAUAAUAAUAAUUUCUCUCCCACCAGGUUUGUGAAGAGGAGAAGACUGAGGAAGACGUUUUCCCCUUGGCUAUUAAUUAUUUGGACAGAUUUUUAGCGGUGGUGCCCACUAGAAAGUGUUAUUUGCAACUUCUAGCAGCUGUAUGCAUGUUCCUUGCAACAAAGUUAAAGGAGAGUCGUCCAUUAACUGCAGAAAAGCUGUGCAUGUACACAGACAACUCCAUCACACCAAGGGAGCUGCUG
This is a messenger RNA of Coregonus sp. 'balchen', 1427 nucleotides long. The record is from the annotation of a GenBank genome assembly. NCBI's taxonomy places the organism in Eukaryota, Metazoa, Chordata, Actinopteri, Salmoniformes, Salmonidae.